GAGCCUCCACGUCUGAGCACGAGCGGGCCUGCAGCCAAUCAGGAGCGGCCACAGCUGUGUUUGGAAACAACAUUCCUGCUCGCGAAAGUCGCGAGCCUGAUAUGUGUGUGUGUGUGUGUGUGAGUGUGUGUGUGUGUGUCACUCCUCUCCUGUAUCACUCUCAGUGAGCUGUAUCACCCCGCGAUAGUGACACAGAAAGAAAAUGGAUGUAGGAGAAUCUGAAGAGAAGACGAUAACUCUGCUCAUAAAAACACCGAACCAGGCUCAUGAGGACCGAACCGUCGAAGGAGUCCGCCUCGACUGGACCGUGAAGGACCUGAAGACGCAUCUGUCCACCGUCUACCCGACCGGACCGGCUGUGAGCGAGCAGAGACUGAUCUACGCCGGUAAACUUCUGCCCGACCAUCUGCACGUUAAAGAUCUCUUCCGACAGACUGACUCCAUUCCCACGCUGCACCUUGUCUGCGUUUUGAAGUAUCAACCCCAAGGACAACUGGGAGCUCGACCCAAGACCAAAGUGACAGAACAGCCACAUCCUUCCUCCUCCUCCUCCUCCACAGUCCAGACUCCCAGCACACCAGAGCUGAGGCAGAGGAGGCCGACCUCUCCAACUCCGACUGUAGAUGCUGCUGCUGCCCCGGCGCCUCCAUCGGGAUCUCCUUCGUGGCCUGCGGCUGUGACGCCUGGAGCGCCACAGAUGACCCCGCCAGCCUUUCCCACCUACUCCCUGUACAGCCCUCAGCAGUUACUGUGGCUCCAGCAUGUCUACGCCCGACAGUAUUACAUGCAGUACCACGCAGCGUUGGCGGCAGCAGGCACCGCCCCCUCUCCACCAGCUACGACCAUCGGCCAGUACCCGCCCGUUCCCGCCCACCAAGUACCCGUCCCGGCCCCCUUGGCCAAUCAGAACCCCAUCGACAACCUGCCGGUGAAUCAGAACCCGGCGCAGGACGGCGCUUUCAUCAACCCCGGCGGCGCCAACCAGAACAUGCGGAUGAACGCUCAGGGCGGGCCGGUGAUGGAGGACGAGGAGGAGCUGGAGCGCGACUGGCUGGACUGGUUGUACUCGGCCGCGAGAUUCGGCGUCCUGCUCAUGAUCGUGUACUUCAACUCCAACCUGAGUCGCUUCCUGCUGGUGAUGAGCACGCUCCUCCUCAUGUACCUACACACCGCUGGCUGGUUUCCCUUCAGAAGACGAGUCCAGGUCCAAGAACCAAACCAUCUGCAGCGCCCUGAGGUCCAGCAGAACGAGAACAGGAACCCGAAUCCAGCUGACGAUCUCGCAGACAGACAAGGGGAGGAACCUGCUGCUGCUCCGGCGGACGGACCGGACGCGAUGACGGCGGUUUUAGUGCCUCCUCACAGGGUGUCCGUCAUGUGGACGGCCUGGGUUUUCUUCAAAACGUUCUUCUCGUCCCUCAUACCAGAGGCUCCUCAAGGCGUGGCCAACUGACCUCCUCGGACAAGAUAGAGACUUUAUUUUUUUUGUGGGUGGGGAGCAAUAAUCUCUGGAGAUGGUGGAAGAUUAUCGGAGCUGUCAGCUCAAGAACGAAUAGAGACGAGGGCAUUGUGCGGAUCAACAAUGACUCAAACCUUCCCGUUUAGAAACACCAGCAAACUGACACAGUGCUUUGAUUCCCAAAGGACACAGAGGACCUGAAACAUUUUUAACAAUAAGACCAAACAUCUGCUGUCUGACUGAUUUUUCCUUCUACAGCCGCCUGGAUUGCUUCGUUAUCCGUGAAACAACAGCUGAGGGUAAAACACGAAAGGAGUUUUCACGAUGAAGAAAGAACAAUGAAGAAGUAAAAAUCCACGCAGACAGAACCUUCAUGUUCGACAGACUUAGCUUCUUCCUAUGGAAGCAUAGAAAGGCCAAAAUGAUUAAUGACAAAGAAAAAAAUAUGAUUUUAGGUGUUUUAAAAAGAAAGUUUUAGUAUUCACAAACUAUCUACAAGCUGGUCGUUAGUUGUUUUUUUGAAAAUCAAGAGUCAAAAAUAUCAAACAAAUUUAAAAAGAUCAUUUUGGCCUUUUUUGGCCACCAUACAGUCACUGAGAAGUGAAUAUUUAACUGACAAACAAAAUAUGAACAAAAACCAAGAUUCACAAAAUUUAAAAAUAACCAUCUCAUGUUUUUUUUUUGUUUUAUUAUUGUUUUUAUUUUAGCUGGUUCUGUUUUGGGUGGAUUUUUCUGGUGAUUGUGACCAAAUACAAAAUUUUGAAAUUUGCUUCUUUCUGCCAAAUCGUUUCAUUCUCUGUAAAAUAAUAAUAAUGAUAAUAAUGAUAAUAAUAAUGUUGCCAUGGUAAAUAAAGUUUAAAAAAAUAUAUAAAAAUCAAAUAUUUUGUAUAUAUAAUAUAGUAUAUGUACACGAAGCACUUUACAACAUGUAUGUUAUGCAAACGUCAAAAAGAGGAGGAAGAAGAAGAUUUGAAAUAUAAAUAUGAAGUGUGAGUUUCAGGUAAAAUCCCAUUUAAACAAAAUAAACGUUUUAAUUUUCUCUCACAUUGAUUGACAAACCUUCGCCGUCACGUAUCGGAUACGUAAACGACUUUGUGUUGAUGCAGGUACUGGUCAUUAAAGCUUUGUUAAAUGCUGUUAUGUGACCUGAGUCUGUUGUUUCGCUUCUAUUAACUGAUUGUAUUCAGUAUGCAUGUUGUUUUAUGGAUCUAUAAUAUGGAAUAGGUGGAUUUUUACUAUAUUAAUGUCACUGUAAAACGGGGGUGCAUUCCAUUUUUAAUAGAAUAAAAAAGGUCCAGGGUGUAACAUUUAAGGGGAUCUGCUGGCAGAGAUGGAAUACGAUGAUUAUAACUAUGUUUUCCAUUAGUGUAUGAUCACCUAAAUAUAAGAAUCAGUAUGUUUAUGAGUCUUUGCUUUGGCAUUUUCUGUUUUCCCUACGUGCUACGUUGUGUUCAGUUGGUUGCAUUCUGUAACUUCACCACCAGAGGCCACUAAAUCUUACACACUGCACCUUUAAGUAAGUGGUUCUCUUUAAUGACGGUAGACGACCGCGUAUAAUUGGAAAAACCUUUUAACGUUUAAGUUUUUGUUGUUUGUCGCUUCUUGGUUGUAUGACGCGUGUGUUUAAGGAGACUCGCAAUAAUGGAUGCAAUAAAUGUUCUUGACUUUAA
This is a messenger RNA of Larimichthys crocea (large yellow croaker), 3129 nucleotides long. It is a transcript of the gene herpud1, whose product is annotated as homocysteine-inducible, endoplasmic reticulum stress-inducible, ubiquitin-like domain member 1. The coding region runs from base 203 to 1453 and encodes 416 amino acids. Lineage: Eukaryota; Metazoa; Chordata; Actinopteri; Sciaenidae. The record is from RefSeq and is a predicted model, not a curated record. Gene Ontology annotation, cellular component: endoplasmic reticulum membrane. Gene Ontology annotation, biological process: negative regulation of endoplasmic reticulum stress-induced intrinsic apoptotic signaling pathway; endoplasmic reticulum calcium ion homeostasis; endoplasmic reticulum unfolded protein response. Gene Ontology annotation, molecular function: transmembrane transporter binding. The transcript has 8 exons.